AUGUGGCACUUAAGGUUGUCAAGCACGUCAUUCGACCCAAGGGUGGUUUAUGAUGGACACCCUACAUUGUUUACCAUCAAGCUACAUCAUGGAGGUGAGUUCACAAAGUUUCCAAAUGUCAACUACAUUGAGGGUACUGUGACGUAUGUAGAUAUGGUGGAUAUAGAAGAGUUUUCUAUUCACGAGAUGGAUGCGAUUAUGAAAGGGUUAGGAUACUCAGUUCCUCCAGUUAUCUACUAUCAUUUUCGAGUGCCAAAGGGAGACAUGCAUUUUGGGCUACGGGCCCUAGGAAAUGAUGAUGAUGUCCUCAAUCUUUCCCAGUAUGUGAAGGAGCAUAAACUGAUAAGGGUUUACACCGAGCAUGGUAUUACUAACUUGCUUACUUACUUUAUGGCUCCUAAACCUGACAAACCAUUGUCAUCAUGUAUUAAGAAAUUGGUGAUGGAUGAUGUUAGUGUUGAUAGGAUUGGUGGGAAUAAGGAUGAUGCAGAUAAUGAAAUUGACCACGGAUUUAAUGAAUUUGAUGAGGAAUGUAAUGAUAUUAACCAGGAUUUUAAUGAAUUUCAUGAGGCAUGUAAUGAUAUUAACCAGGGAUUUAAUGAAUUUGAUGAGGCAGCUAAUGACUUUGAUAUUGGAUUGUACCAACAGAUUUUACAGUCUAAUGAACAGAAUGUAGAUGAUGAGGUUCAUGAAGGUGAGGAAAAUACAGUUAAUAAGGAAGUCACUGAAGAAGAGAAUCAUGACAGAAAUGAAAUGAAUGAUGAGAAUGUAGAGAUGAGAGAUUUUGCAGUUGAUGAUGGAAGUGAAGAUAACAUAGAGAUUGAUGAAGACAAUACUGAAAGAAGUGAUGAGAGUGAGGACAGUGAUGAUAGUGAUUUCUGGGUGGAUGAAGACAACAUCAUCCCUGAUGUAGAAGUAGACAUGAGGGAUUUUUACAUGAAUAUAGAUCUUGAAGCAGAAUUUCUUGAAAAAAGAUUACCAAAGCAUAGAGAGAAUGACAGUGAUGAGGUCAAUGAAGAGUUGGAUGUUAUAGAUAAUGAUCAAUGGGAUUCAUUGGAUGAGGGUUCUGAUAUAGAUAGGAAAAGAAGAGCUGUAAUAAAGGAAUUGGGGAAGGAGACUAGGUGCUCUCAAGCAACAACAGUACCAGAGUUCAAUCAUAGGAUGCAUCAAUUCAGCUCAUAUGAUGUAGAAGCUUAUAAUUGGUUGAAGCAGAUUCCCCCACAACAUUGGGCAAGAAGCCACUUCACAGGCAGAGCAGUUUCAGAUAUGCUUCUGAAUAAUCUUUGUGAAGUUUUUAAUAGCAAAUUGAUUGAGGGAAGGGACAAGCCACUGAUAUCCUGCUUGGAGUACAUUAGGGAGUAUAUGAUGAAAAGAAUAUGCAAUGUCAUAAAGGUUCAAAAGAAGUGUGUUGGUCCACUAACCCCAUCUGCAACAAAGAUCAUGGAGAAGAAUGUGAAUUGGGCAUCUCAGUACACAGUUAGGUGGAAUGGGUCAGAUAAAUACCAAGUGCAAGGGCCAUGGCAGGAUCAACAUGUUGUUGAUAUGGUUGAAAGAGUAUGCAGUUGUAGGAAGUGGGAAUUAACAGGACUCCCUUGUAAGCAUGUCAUUGCAGUCCUAAAUGACAAAGCAGAUAAUGGUGAGGAAGUUGGAGAACUGCACACUUAUGCCCACAGGGUGCACUGGCUAGAAACAUGGAAAGCAGCUUAUGUGUACAAGCCUGGAAGGCCAAAGAAAAAGAGGAGGCACUCUGCUGAGGAGAAAAGCCAGAAGAAGGGAGACAAUGUUGCUAGUGGUAGUGGGAGUCAAAGCAAUAUUGCUAGUAGGAGUGGAAAGCUUACAAGAAAGUUUAUCCAAGUAACCUGCAGCAAGUGUAAAAUUAAAGGGCACAAUGCUAGAACUUGCAAAGGCCAAGGGGGUAAGUGA
Molecule: messenger RNA, 1923 nt
Organism: Lactuca saligna
Lineage: Eukaryota; Viridiplantae; Streptophyta; Magnoliopsida; Asterales; Asteraceae
Source: the annotation of a GenBank genome assembly